AUGGCAAGUCAUACAAAACACAACAAGUACAUUGUUAAGUACCAGUCACCAACUUCAGUGCAUAGUAGUAUCACACACUUUACUUUAAUUAUUGCUGCCGUUUGUAAAACGUUCCUUAUNCUUGAAUGGGUUCAGGGUGACUGGAAUGGAGCUGGAGCUCACUGCAACUACAGUACAAAGACCAUGAGGAACGAUGGAGGAUUACAAGUGAUAAAGAAAGCAAUAGAGAAGCUUCAGCUGAAACACAAAGAACACAUUGCUGCUUACGGUGAAGGCAACGAGCGUCGUCUCACGGGGAAGCACGAAACCGCAGACAUCAACACCUUCUCAUGGGGAGUCGCGAACCGUGGAGCUUCUGUCAGAGUGGGACGUGACACUGAGAAGGAAGGUAAAGGUUACUUCGAGGACCGAAGGCCAGCUUCUAACAUGGAUCCUUAUGUUGUCACCUCCAUGAUCGCUGAAACAACCAUCCUCGGUUGAUGACAUGUUUCAUUAUUUGAUUUGCCCUGUUUGGUUUCUUCUUUUGUGAUUGCACCUUUCGAUUAAAAAUAAAUUCUUAUAAUGGCGUAUUUGUGACAUUUUGUGGUUUGUUUCGAAUAAUUAAAAAAAAUAAGCGAUUCUUAA
This is a messenger RNA of Camelina sativa (false flax), 624 nucleotides long. NCBI's taxonomy places the organism in Eukaryota, Viridiplantae, Streptophyta, Magnoliopsida, Brassicales, Brassicaceae. The record is from RefSeq and is a predicted model, not a curated record.